AUGUUAGGUGCCAUACUUCGCGAGCGCGAAGAUGCUCACAUCGCCGCGGCCAUGCAAUAUGCAGUGGAAUGGCUCAAUCAGAGAGCCAUUUACGGACAGCUCGACAUGGUCAUCGAGUACAUCGAGGUGCUUGACCACUACGAUGCGGUUCUUAAAGCCUGUUCGCUAUUCGAACGUGACCAAGUCGUGGCCCUCAUCGGUUCCUCACACGCCAUGCUUAACGCACAGCUCGAGAGGCUAGCUGCGCAGAUGGACAUUCCUAUCCUGACGGCCAUCGACGACUUGGGUGUAAACGCGGCUUCGAAUGUACGGAUUGACUUCUUCCCGAAGGCACAGUUAUUUGAGGCAAUAGUCGACCUCUUCCGACACUGGCGCUGGAACCGGAUCACGAUCGUUUACGAGGAGGACGAGAGAAUCCGCCGAAUCGAACCGUUACUAGAGGAUGACGCGUACUCAUCCAUAAGAUUUCGCCUUGUCAAAGUGCAAAAUAAAGAUUAUAUGAAGGCAGCGAGAGAUGUCAAAGAGCUCGAGGAGUGCAGCUUCUACCAGCGGAAGGACUGUUCGGAGUUUAGCCGCGUACUACUCGACCUUGACCCCGAACAUGCGUACAAUUUCCUGUUGGCUGGGCUGCAAAUGGGGCUGAUCGACCUGAAGCACUGGUUCUUGUUGACAUCAAUGGAGCUUGCCACGAUGGACAUGGACUAUUUCCGGAACAACCAUGCCCGCUAUAUCUCGCCCCAUCCGGUCGAUCCGACGGAAGCCACCUUCACCUUCGAUGCCAUCUACGCCUUCGCCAACGCGACGAUGCUGGUCGGCCAUUCGCAGCAGCUCGACGACCUGCCUAUGACAGCCUGCCGAAAGCCGGGACGAGAGGCCAGGAAGUAUCAGCACGGCCGGACGAUCAUCGACGCCAUUUUGAACAAUAGUCUUCGAGGAAUCUCUGGGGACCUUCGCCGUGUGGGGCAUCCGAUGAAGAGCGACUUUUCAAUGCGAAUCUUGCUGCUAGGAUACAGCGGACGGCUGGAUGAUAUCGGCUUCUGGGAGCCGAAAACCGAUGUUCACGUCAAUAUGAGCGGCGACUCUCGUGCUCAGCUCCAGAAAAACGUGCAGGUCUCCGACGAGCUGAAGCCCCAUUUCCGGGUGACGACUAUUGAGGAGCGUCCCUACGUGAUGCUGAAGAAGAACCACUUCGAGUUGGAUGCUAAUCAGAAAUUCGAAGGAUUUUGUAUCGACUUGUUGACGGAAUUGUCGAGGGACUUGGGUUUCACCUACGCCGUCCACAAAGUCAAAGACGGACGGUACGGCAACGACGUCUACGGUAAUGGCACUUGGGACGGGAUGAUUGGCGAGAUUUUGAGAGGGGAAGCCGAAAUGGCAGUCGCGCCCUUGACGGUCAAUUUCAAGCGGGCCGAGCAGGUCGACUUCACCAAGCCAUUUUUAUCGUUGGGGAUUUCGAUAUUGUUUAAGGUCCCCGACGACCAGCAGCCGGAUCUUUUCUCUUUCCUCAACCCGUUGUCCUGGGAGAUUUGGCUGGCCAUUCUUACUGCCAUAGCCGGGGUUACGGUGGGGAUGUUUAUGGUGGCCCGGAUCACGCCGUACGAAUGGAAUUUGAAUUUCUCGUGCUGUACAGCCCAUCAGCCUCAUCCGGGCGCCACUUUCAACGCCGAUUCGGAGCCGUUGCAAUUGAGCAACAACUAUUCAUUCUGGAAUACGUUAUGGUACGUUACCAGCACGAUGUUAAAAGGCGGAUGUGAUUUUGGGCCUCGUGCUGUUUCUACAAGGCUUUUGGGAGGCACCUGGUGGGUGUUCACCCUGGUCAUCAUCUCCGCCUACACCGCCAACCUGGCCGCCGUGCUCACCGUAUCCAGGCCGUUUAUUCCGAUUAAGAACCUGGAUGAUCUGGCGAAUCAGACGACAAUUUCUUACGGGACAAUCAAAGGCGGCAGUACCAUGCAAUUUUUCCAGGAAUCCCGCAUCGGCUCCCAUGUCAAAAUGUGGGAAUACAUGAAGGACAAGGACGUCUUUGUUAAAACAAAUCAACUCGGCGUGGAAAAAGCGCUACAAGGCAACUAUGCGUUUUUGAUGGAAUCGACGAGUCUCGAGUACGAGGUACAACAGAACUGCAAUCUGACGCAAAUCGGCGGUGUGCUCGGAUCGAAGGGAUAUGGGAUUGCGCUGCAGAAAAAAUCCGAAUGGACCGAUCGAAUAUCCCGACAAAUAUUGCUGUAUGCAAAGCGUGGUAUUAUCGAGAUGAAGAAAACGAAAUGGUGGAGGAGCAAAGGCGCCUCUUGCCAGGGCGGGGGUGCGGUGAAGCAGCAGCGCUUCUCCUUGUCACUCCAUAACGUUGCCGGGCUCUUCAUUAUUUUAAUUGCUGGAUUGUUAUUUGGACUGUUCACCGUCAUCAUCGAAUUAUUGAUCCGCAGCCGGCAGAUUGCGGCUAAAGAUAAGAGGCCCCUAACGACGGAAAUCCGGGACGAACUGAAAUUUGCGUUAAAUAUGAACAAGCCCGAAGAGCACCGGUCGCGCCAGAAGACGACAAAGCACAUGGACGAGCCGAAUGGGCAGUUGAACGGGAAA
Mesorhabditis spiculigera is the source of this 2577-nucleotide messenger RNA. NCBI's taxonomy places the organism in Eukaryota, Metazoa, Nematoda, Chromadorea, Rhabditida, Rhabditidae. The record is from the annotation of a GenBank genome assembly.